Molecule: messenger RNA, 2136 nt
Organism: Monomorium pharaonis (pharaoh ant)
Lineage: Eukaryota; Metazoa; Arthropoda; Insecta; Hymenoptera; Formicidae
Product: RING finger protein 37
Exons: 3
Coding region: 225-1703 (492 amino acids)
Biological process (GO): protein polyubiquitination
Cellular component (GO): nucleus
Molecular function (GO): ubiquitin protein ligase binding; ubiquitin-ubiquitin ligase activity; zinc ion binding
Source: RefSeq, a predicted model, not a curated record
AGGAAAAUUUUACUCGAAAUAUAUAGUACACGUAACGUAUUCUAUAUUACAUCGAGUAAAAUUUUUCUCGGAAAGGACGUUUUGGAAUGUAGCCCAAGACUUACUACACCUAUUGUAGAUCCGGCCUAAAGAAUCACAGAAGACAGUUAUAAGCCUGUUCUUUUUAGCUGCACUGAUGCACUGGUGCAAUAAGUUAAAUCACAGUCGUUAACGAUCUACAAAAAAUGAUCCUGAAUUUUUGUGAUCCUCGUCUACGUCCAGAAAUUAAAUGCAGCGCUAUCAGCAUGGACGGAUAUGAAGUGACCAAUUUGAUAAACGACUCCCGCAAAGGAUAUUUGGCGUACUCCUGCAUCAAACCACCAGUUCAUAUAGACAUCACGUUCCUCUGCAACAUUUCGAUCAAUCACGUAUUGAUCUGGCCAUCCGUUGGGCCACAAAAGUCGUCGGGCUUUCAGCUUUAUUCCAGAAAUACCAACAAUAACAGUAUCCCAUAUACCGUAUUGUCCAGUGGAUUUCUGAGCCCCGACGAUGCCGGAGUGUUGUUUUACUCCAGCGACAUCAAUUCCGCGGAGAUACCCACGCCAACGAAUUUUUUGAAACGUUACAUGAAAGUCUCUCUGACGAAGUACGUUCAUGUUUUACGUGUAACAAUAUAUAAAACGGAGAAUUCAGUUCCAGCAUUGGGAAAGAUUGAAGUGUGGGGAACAGUAGCCCCAUGUUGUGGGAAGGAUAUUGUAGCAAGCGUACAAGCUUUAUGGGCUAAACGUCCAUUGAUAUCACUAUCUGUAACUAAACUUAAAACUAACAAUACUCCUACAGAUACCAGAGACAAUAGAUUGAAGAUUGAAGCAAACUUUAGAAUUCCUAAAAGUUUUCUAGACCCUAUUACAUGGGAAAUAAUGACCCAACCAAUUAUACUACCUAGUGGUAAUAUAAUAGAUCAAACCACAUUAGAAAAAUAUGAAGAAAAUGAAAAAGUUUGGGGUAGACCGUUGUCAGAUCCAUUCACUGGUUUGCGAUUUACCAAUGAGCGUAGAUGCAUUUUGGCGACUGCACUCAAGUCAAGAAUUGACAAAUUUCUAUUAGAAAACAGCAAUCAGAAUGAAGUAAAGCAACUACCGAGAGUUUUAGGCCAUGGUCCAACUGUAGCAGGAGACAGAAGAAUAAUUGAAGUACCAAAGUUUGUGUUGAAUAGAAUAAAUAAUCCGUUAAAAAGGCCUGCCGAAGAUACUAAACCAAAUAUAUGCAAGCAGAUGACAGCAGAUAACAAUUUGCAGCAUGCAAAGAGAUAUUGCCAUAAAUUGCCGAUAGCAGUGGUGCUCCAACCAUCCACUGCCAAAAUUAGAGUAAAACCAAGACAGUUCACAGAUAUUUUAACUUCCUCCAAAUUAGCUCAUAACAAUUCUGAAAUUAAUAGCAAUAAUGACAACCCAGACGUAUUGGUUGAUGAUAUCUUUUUAGAUAAUAAUUCGCAGACUCUGUUACCUGGUAUAAAACGCUUCAGCACAUUGGAAACAAUGGAACUACAUAAGAUAUCUUACAAAUGCGAAUGCUGUAGUAAUAGUAUUUUUUACAGACUUCCAUGUAAACACGUAGUAUGUAGAAAAGUAUUGUUAUCUACUAAAAAUAGGCAAUGUAAAUCUUGUAGUAUUUCUUAUAAAUCGAGCGAAGUUGAAAGGAUUCAUAAUAUUCUAAAUAAAUAAUAAGCGCGCGUGUGUGUGUGCGUGCGUGUGUGUAAACAAUAAAACAGAGCUCAAUUUUUUAGCAUUUAUUACAUGCCAUAUUUUGUCUGUAAUAUGCAAAAUAUAUUAUUAUUACACAUUGAAUCAAUAUUAUACAAUCCAUGACAAUUUUAGUGAAAAUCAAAUUACAAUAUUUUGGCACAACAUAAUUUGCGUUCAUGUAAAGUCGUGUUGCAAUUACGUGUGUUCGUAUACAUCUAUGUAAAUGAUGUGUAUACAAGUUUAAUUUUUUAUUAUGUAUAUAUGGUAUAACAAUAACUUGGAAAUAAAAUUUAUGUAGUUUUUUACUUUGUACGUUUUUACAUGAAUGCUUAAAUAAGCAACAUUAUUAUUUUACAGAAUUUAUGUACUUUGUUCAGCUUAUAUGCUACAUUUAAUAAAAUUUAUACGAUUA